CCCCGUCAACGGCGAGCGGUCGCCCCGCUUGGGUCGCUAUCUCCAGUAUGGUCGCGGCCGACCAAUAUUCCGGCGGGAGCCGGGGUAGCCGAAGCCAUACAGCGGCCGUUUUCACAGGCACCUCCCCCGGCACAAACUCCGGCAUCCACGGCUCCAUGGCGAGGAGUUGCCCCGCCACCACCCAUGGGCCGCCAUUAAGCACUCUGUCCCGGUCGGCCGUCGACCCAAAUCUCAGGGCAAGGUGGUCAUCGGCAAGCGGCACCGCCUCCACCUUCCCUGCCAAUCUUCCUCGGGUGGCCACAUCCUUGGCCACCCACUCGGCCGGCACCCAACGGCCGAGGCUGCGGACCACCACCGAGAGGCCGUCCCACUCCCUGCGAGCGGCCUCAAUGGGCGCCUCCGACGGCUCGAAAACCGUCGGAAAGCGGCGACUCAACCGAGCCACAUCCGCUUCCGAGGGCCAGUGAGUCACCCAUGGCCCCAGCUUCGCCGGAGCCCUAGAUGUCUCCCCCCGUCCCGCAAGGUUUUUACCCUUACCUUUGCCCAUACCUUUGCCGGCCACCACCGCCGCGUAUGUCCUUGUCCCCGAAGGGCCCGCCUGUUGAUCCAUCGGCAUAGCUCCGGCGGGGCUUGUCCCCGGACCUUCGCCCGUUCCUUUGCCCGCCACCGCUGCCGCAUCUAUCGUUGUCCCCGAAGAGCCCGCCUGCUGAUCCAUCGGCGCAGCUCCGGCGAAUCUUGUCCCCAGACCUGCACACAGAGAGUUAGAGAAAAACAGAGAUAUCAGGGAAGAAAAGACGGCCCCUCCUCAGCCGGCAGUAAGUUCCCGUGCCCCCCCACGGAGGAAGCCUCGCCGAGGGCCGCCGGUGACCUCGCCGGAGAAGCAGGUGGCCGUGCGGACUAGCCGUUAGGCUGCAGAACAACUAGGGACAGUAGCCGUUGAGUGGCUUCUCUCUCUAGAACCAGAGUUUCUCUCUCUGGACAGUAGCCAGUGCGUCCCACUCUCUCUAUUCGGAGGUCCAUCAGCGGUCCCUGAAGUAAAUCCUUUAUGCAUCUGAAUGUGAGCGAGGGAGCAGCAAUAAUGAGAAAAAUCCUUUUUAAAAGAUGAUUUUUCUUACAUGGGCUGCUACGACGCGAAGGUCUCGGCUCUUCCUCUGCGACUCCCGACCCCGCUUCAGCUCCAUACCUCUCCGAUUGGCAUCCCGUUGAAGACUUCCAGAAACCCUAAUAAAUAUCCGCUGCGAAACCCUGGGCCAUCCUCCUCCUCCUCCUCCUCCUCCUCGUGCCCUGUCCAGCCUUCAAAACGAGCAAAUUCUGGCGUGAACCGCCGAAAGUUCUGGGUAUUUUGAUCAUCGCAUCCCAACCCGCAAACUCUCUCUUUCUGCCUGGCCCAAGAGCUAACCAUCCUAGUAUUUUUCUUUUUCGUAAUCGCUUAUUUGGUUUGCAUUUAUUUCCCUUUUUUAUUCCUUGAAAAAGUUUGAUGGUCAGGCAUAAAAUUUUCGUAGGUAGGAGGCGUGGCAUUUCGAGAUUCGGCAAGUUUCCUGCUGUAAGCGUAUUUUCUCAACUGCCGGCAACACCAUGCAGUGAUACAGCCAAACUAAUUGAUCAACAUGCUAUAUCAGUAUAUCUGAAGAAUCUUGGGAUACACAAAUGGAUGAUCCUUCCAUUCGAGAAAAUGGAAGCACCUUCUCGUUGUGCCGACAGGAUUGGAUUGAGUAUACCUUUGCCUUUAAUUCCUAACUUAACUCUGUUAAUGAAUGGGUGGUGCUUUUGUUGCAGCAAGGAUCUGCAGAGCUUGCUUGUAUUUAUUCUUGUUUUGUUGACAAGUUACUUGGCAUGCAGAGCACAGGAUCUGCUCAAGGGAAAACUGAUUGUUGAAGAUGAUUUCACAUGGAUAAUACCAUCACAUGACUCAAGUUCACUAGAAGGUUUUAAAACUGAGAAGCUAAAGUAUAUUGGUGGGGUUGAUAUCAGCUUCUUAAAAGAGGACCCUUCUACAGCAUGUGCUGCUCUCGUAAUUCUGGAUGCUGAUACUUUGAAUGUCGUCCAUGAAGAGUUUGAUGUUACCAAACUGCAAAUUCCUUAUGUUCCUGGUUUUCUUGCUUUUAGAGAGCCGACAAGACUUGGGUUGGAUGGCCGGCACACCUCUCCUCAUUGGAGAGAAGCUCCAAGUUCAGAUCCUCAUGGAUUUAGAAUUUUCAUGAAGCAACACUCCCAUCGUCAUUCUCAAAAAUUCAUACUUAUGCAUUAACGAUCAAUGUAACCAGAUUUUCCUCUGUUCUGUAGGAAAAGUAUUGACGAUGUAUAAAUCGCCUGGAAAAUUAUGUUGCUUGUUCUUGGAUCAAUAAUGUUUUGUGAUGUAGUUUCUAUUGCACAUAGAUCAACGUGAUGCACAUGCCUAAAUCCAGUUAUAGAAUGAUAUGAAUGGCCUGUCUAAGCAACUCUACCACCUCUUGUUGUUUUAGAACUUGCAAAUUUGCAAUACUUUAUGUAUUUUGACAUGCACAUCAAUUUUAUUAUAUAAGAUUUUCUCCUGCAGUCUCAAGGACAUGAGGUGAUCAUAGAAUGCCUUAGUAGCACCUCUUCAGGUUAUCCACUUUACCAAGUUCUAAAUGUCUUAAUUUAUUGGCCGACAUGAUUAUUUAUAGAUAUGACAGCAAAAACUGUCAUUGCAAGGCACUCCUGUCCCAUAAGCAUCAUAUGCUUCUCACUUUUAUUAGCAAUCCUACUAUAUUGAAUUGCACAUAUUACGGUUUAGUUCUUUCCAGGUUCUUAUCUUCCAAAGACUUCCUUUAGAAUGCCAUCAGUCAAGUCAUCCAAUGAAAUGCUAAGAAAUAAUAGCUUGAUUUUGACCCUUGGUCGGGGUUCAUCACAAAUGGAAACUCAUUAGUCAGCCCACAACUAUUUCAUAUAUGCUAUCUCAUGCAUUUAUUUAUGUAUUUUAUGUGUAUCAUAAACUUCUCUAAAUCAAAAGCGUGAUGCAUAAUGUUUUUCUUAUCUAUAAAUCUAUCCUUAACCCAAGGAUGAAACUUGUCUAAAUAGGCAACCUCUUUAGUUACAAUUCUAUAUAGCUGUUUUUUCAUUUAUUCUUCAAGUGUUCAGUUCCCCACCGAUGGAAGCAUAACCUCUUUCCCGCAAUUGCGUUUUCUAUUAGUUGAUGAUGCAUCUAGAUCCUUUUCCUGCAUAUUACCACUUAUCAGAAUUUGUUGAUU
Phoenix dactylifera (date palm) is the source of this 3209-nucleotide messenger RNA. The record is from RefSeq and is a predicted model, not a curated record. Lineage: Eukaryota; Viridiplantae; Streptophyta; Magnoliopsida; Arecales; Arecaceae.